UGUAAACAAGGGGGAGCGAGUCCUUUCACUCACUCUUGGAACCUUCGUUUUUUUUCUCUUCCUAUCCCGCCCCAAUUCUCUCGCACCUUGUUUUCUCUCAAGUUUCAAUGUCAUCAUAUCUUAAUAAUCUUUCAUCAUAACAACAAAAUUCAAUAACCCUUCACAUUCACCUUCUUAACCUCUUCACUCUUUACCCAUCAAGUUUUUCUUCUUGUUCUUGUUCUUGUGCAUAACAACAAUGGAAUCAUCGAAUGAGAGCUCAAGAAGGAACACUCUGGUUGUGAGGAAACCGUGCUUUGGUCUCCCAACUGGUUGUCCUCAAUCUUUGUCUGCUUACAUCUAUCUCAAACUCUCUCAACUUCCCUUUCACUUGGAUUACCACCUUAACUACCCUGAUUCUGAUAAAAUUCCUUACUUUGAGGCUGGUGAUUGUGUGACAUAUAAUAAUGAGAAGGAUGGGAUCAUUGAGGGCUUGAAAAAGGAAGUAGGUGAUUUAGAUGUUGGGGUAUCUUCACUCCCUGAAUGGAUACCAACCAAGGUUAUGCUCACCACUUGGCUUGCUGAUGCACUUGAGUAUGAACUUUGGGUUGGAUGUGACACUACAUCUGCUUAUAUCAUCUAUUAUUCUGAUCUUCCAUGGCCUAUUGGAAAGGUCCUGUUUUUGAAAAAAGCUCACUGGGUGAAGCAGAAACAUGAGAUAAGUAAAGACAAUGCUGAAGUAAAGGAAGAAGAGAUUUAUGGAAGAGCAAACUCUGCAUAUGAUGCUUUGUCAACUAUGAUAGGGGAAGAAAACUACGUCUUUGAAAACAGGCCAUCAAGCUUGGAUGCUAUUUUUCUUGCACACGCAUUAGUAGUUCUUCAAGCUUUGCCGGAAUCAUCAAUUUUGCGGACCAAUUUUUCGAAACAUGCCAAUUUAGUGAGAUACGUGCAACAACGAAAGGUAGAACUUAUAGGAGCUGCCGGCACAUCUCCUAAUGAUCCAUAUUUUGGUACUGCUGCAUCAUCGUCGACUUCUGGAGGCCGUUCAACUUCAAGUUCAAAGUUCAAGAGCAAACACAAAAAGGAGCAAACAAAGGAGGAGAAGACCUAUAGAAGAAGGGCCAAAUAUUUUGUGGUAGCACAGGUAGUUGCAGUUGUUCUUUUUCUCAGUAUCAUGUCUGGAUUCAGCGGUGAUGGUGAACUGGAGUUAGAUGAUGGUGAUUUAGACUAUGGUUAUGAUGAAUGACAACGAUGGUCCUCAAUGCAUUACUUUGAUGACACAUCCUUUUCUGUUGUAUCAUGCAAAUUUAGAUAUAAGAAAAAUUACCAUUCAUAUCAAAUUUUGCUAUAGCUGGAUAAGAAAUUUAAUUAGUUGAUUUCAUGAGAUUGAUCAUUGACUCAUUCAUUGUCUCAAGUUGUACUUGUAGCCAUACUUUUUCACUGGAAUAUGAUGCAAUUUGCUGAGUGGUGGUAGUAAAUGAACCAUCACCUGAGAGAACCUAUGGAACUGUAAGCUUUGUACAUUGUAAAAUUUUGGAAUGGUUUUUUAUUAUCUUGUAUGAGUCCUUUUAUAAUGGAGACAAGCUCCCUUAGAAUAA
Messenger RNA from Cicer arietinum (chickpea), 1577 nucleotides. RefSeq names its product mitochondrial outer membrane import complex protein METAXIN-like. The record is from RefSeq and is a predicted model, not a curated record. Gene Ontology annotation, cellular component: cytoplasm; mitochondrial outer membrane. Lineage: Eukaryota; Viridiplantae; Streptophyta; Magnoliopsida; Fabales; Fabaceae.